AACAGAUCAAUCAUCAUCUUAUACUUCUCUACUUUACAUUUAAGAAACUAUUAAAAUGAUGCAAAUGCUAAGAAGCUUUAGCACAAGAAGCCGUCGUGGAGGCUACGAGCUAGUGAGUGAUGAUUCAACUUUCAGUUUACUCGGAGCAAAGCUAAGAAGAUCGACGAGUGUUCCUUACUACGCACCAUCUAUCAAGCUUGGUGCUGGUGGUGUUCCGACCAUACUCGAGGAGCUUCCUCGUCAGAAGUCCAAGAAAGUCAAAACAACAAGAAAAUUUAGCCACCCUAUCUUUAGCUUUUUAUAUGGGAAGAAGAAGAAGUCGCCGACCACGAGGAAGCCUGAGUUUUCUAGGUAUCUUGAGUAUUUGAAAGAAGGUGGUAUGUGGGAUGCGAGAACUAAUACUCCUGUUAUCUAUUACAAGUAGAAGUUAUGGAAAAUAAUCAACAAGUUUUGUUUAAUUUAAAUGAAGUAUAUAUUUUAUUAUGAUUUGUGAUGAUAUAUGUAUAUGUAAUCAACGAUUCAUUAAUUUCAUUUAUAAGAAUA
Brassica rapa (field mustard) is the source of this 543-nucleotide messenger RNA. RefSeq lists its product as uncharacterized. NCBI's taxonomy places the organism in Eukaryota, Viridiplantae, Streptophyta, Magnoliopsida, Brassicales, Brassicaceae. The record is from RefSeq and is a predicted model, not a curated record.